Messenger RNA from Gracilinanus agilis (Agile Gracile Mouse Opossum), 270 nucleotides. RefSeq names its product otospiralin (gene OTOS). NCBI's taxonomy places the organism in Eukaryota, Metazoa, Chordata, Mammalia, Didelphimorphia, Didelphidae. Bases 1 to 270 code for a protein of 89 amino acids. Gene Ontology annotation, biological process: sensory perception of sound. The record is from RefSeq and is a predicted model, not a curated record. The transcript has 3 exons.
AUGAAAUUCAUCAUUAUCAGCCAGCUCUUCCUCUGCCUGCUGAUGGGGACUUUUGUAGGUGCCAAGCCAGUCCAAGAAGAUGAAGAUCCCUUUGCGGAGCUGCCAGCCUUACCCUACUGGCCUUUCUCCACCACAGACUUCUGGUCCUAUUUCGAAUACUUUCAGACCCUGGGAGCCUACCACCAGAUCAAUGAUUUGGCCCGAACCUUCUUUGCCCAUUUUCCCCUGGGCAGUACCCUGGGUUAUGAUGUCCCUUUUCAGGAAGACUGA